Lasiosphaeria miniovina is the source of this 939-nucleotide messenger RNA. RefSeq names its product ER protein Pkr1-domain-containing protein. Gene Ontology annotation, cellular component: catalytic step 2 spliceosome; U1 snRNP; spliceosomal tri-snRNP complex. Gene Ontology annotation, molecular function: RNA binding. NCBI's taxonomy places the organism in Eukaryota, Fungi, Ascomycota, Sordariomycetes, Sordariales, Lasiosphaeriaceae. Gene Ontology annotation, biological process: RNA processing; spliceosomal snRNP assembly; vacuolar proton-transporting V-type ATPase complex assembly. The transcript has 3 exons. Bases 1 to 939 code for a protein of 312 amino acids. The record is from RefSeq and is a predicted model, not a curated record.
AUGACGUCCUUUUUCCGAGACCUCUUCGAGUCCAUCUUCACGCCGGGCCCCACGCCGACGCUCCUGGUCGCCACAAACGUCACGUUCGCGGCACUGCAAGUUGUGCUCGGCGCGCUCCUCAUCGCGACAUACAGCGUGCACUUUCUGGUGCUGUCGGGCCUAUGCGGCGGCCUCUGGGCGGCCAUCAACUGGUUCGCGCGGGAGCUCAAGGAACACCAGCAGCAUGAGGAGGAAAAGGCGCGCCGCGCGGCCGCGGCCGCCGCUGGAGGGCCGCCGGGGCUGACGUCUGAGGACAGCGAGACCGAGGUCGAAGGGACAACCGCGGCUUCCACAGCGAGCCUCCGGAAGGGAGGGCGGUCGGGCCCUCCGAAGCCCCCGGCUCCGGCCGUUACUGAUCCUGCCGCCGCCACGGCCAGCAACGAGGUCGAGGCCUUGGAGGCGCAUGGCGAGCUGAAGCACAGGGCGGCUGCUGCCGUGGCCGACGAGGCCGCGAGCCAGGGUACCAAGAGCAGCGCCAGCACCGAGGACGAGUGGGAAAAGGUGUCGGAGAACGAGAACGAGAAGGACAAAUUUCUCAUGAAAUGCGCCAACGAGACGGUCACGAUAGAGCUCAAGAAUGGCACCAUCAUUCACGGCACCAUAACCUCGGUGUCGCCGCAGAUGAACACGGCGCUGCGCAACGUCAAGAUGACGGUCCGCGGCCAGGAGACGCUGACGCUCGACUCGAUGAACAUCCGCGGCAGCACCAUCCGCUACUACGUGCUGCCUGACUCGCUGCCGCUCGACACGCUGCUGGUCGACGACUCGUCCAAGCCCAAGAAUAAGGCGCGCAAGGAGGUCGCUGAUCGUGGCGGGCGCGUCAUGCGUGGCGGGCGCGGCAGAGGCCGUGGCGGUCCUGGUGGUGGCCGUGGCGGCGGUCGCGGUAGGGGACGGGGCUAG